AUGGCAAUGAACGACGCGACGAACCUCGUCUCCGAGCUGCUGGAUAAGCUCUCGGAGCUUGAGCAAAAAGUGGAACACCACCGUCAAGACAUGGCACACGAAUUCCAGAAGUACUCGCGAGACCUAUUACAAAAUGUCUCUGGCGAUGUGUCGGCUCAAGUCGAGCAGGCUAUAAAGGAUUCAAUGCACAAAUAUCCCGCCCUCAAGCCUGGCCUGGACCAGAACAACCCUAUCAGCAAUGAGUCACCGUCCAGGCAGAGCCAGGGGCCGCGCCUCAGCCAGAUCAACACGGGCAAUGACAGGGACCGCAGAACAGAAGGCUACCAUGCUCAAUCCAAGGGAGGCAAGGCUUCACCGCCGCCGCUGCUGCCUCACACCUCGGGCACACCCCCGGAUGCCAAAAUUGAGAUCGAGGAUGGCGCACGCAGCCCUCACGAGCGUGAGAAAGAGUUCCAGGGUUUGUUUACACCGAGUUACUUGCCUUUGCUUGAAAGCCGAGAUAGAAACUUGUCGCCUGUCAAUCGCAAUCCGCCGCCUGCACCCGCACCUGUACCUGUGCUCAGUUUAUCCACCGCAUUGCCUUCGUCUUCAGACCGAACUAAAGAGCUAACGAAGAACUCCGCCAAAGCUGAGCAGCCACCGCCACCUGCCGUACCGGUGUCUAUAUCUGUCUUGCGACCUCAUCCGAUCAGACGACCUACCGACGAAGACACCAUCUCAUCUACCACAUCCGAUGACAGCAACAGCACUCGCAAGCCAUAUCGCCGAAGCGCACUGCGCCGUUCCUCGAGUUCAUCUAUAAAAACAGAAAGCCCCCGCCGUGUGCGCUUCGAGGUUGAAGGCGGAGAGGUUCUUCCUACUGCAUCACCGCCAUUGUCUCCUCGCGUUGCUGAGCACCACACUUUGUCUCCCCUUGCGAACACUACCAAUCUCCUGAACUCUUUGGUUGAGAAGGAACCGGUAGAGACGGCAGAGGUAGACGAAGAGGGUACCCUCCUGGGAAGUUCCCCGCCGACGAUGCCUAGAAAGGUCAGUUCAACCGACCGACUCAAAGCCAUGGCUCGAAGCUCCAGCGAAGACACUUCAAACUGGGCUAUGGUCGGUAAUCUGCAGGACAUGGACGAAGACGAGGAAGUUUUGGUCAUGGGAACUCGGAAAAAGUCCAACGCUGCUCCCGUCCCGACUGCUGAUGGUCGCGCACAGGACACGGCCCAGCACACGCUACCUGAGACUUCUGGUGUUACUGUGGAAUACGUUGAGGAUACGAAAUCUGAGGAUCAAGAACAAGAGUCCUUUGAUGAAGAGGACGAGGAUUUGCUCGAGAUGCCUGCUUUGACGUCCUUCAAAACUAGGAAAAGGUUCUCACCACCACACUCAGAUACCGCCUCCGAUGGCCGCUCAAAAGCUUCCCAAAGUGUUUUAACUUCCAACAACACAACCGAGAGAGCGCCUCAAAAGACACGCGAUUCACCUAGCAGCGGCCCCCGCGUAGCCGCCCCCGAUGAUGACGAGCUUUUCGAAUGGGAAGCCGAUGAGGGCGAUGAUGAUAACAUAGUUCAAAAGAAGGGCGAGGAGAAAAACGUACAGCCUCAGAAAUACAUUGAGGAGGUGGAUGACGACGAAGUGGAGGAAGAGUCUAUCACGCCUGAUGCCCAAGGAAAUGCAGGCUCCAAACUCUCGACCUCCCCAGGAAUUGCAAUUACUCGACCCACACCUGCCCCAGCAACUGGACCUACUCGACAUACCAAGGAAGCCGUGGGGUCCUAUAAUGGGCGGCCUUUCACGAUAUCCAGCGUUAAGGACCAGUCGAUACUUGAGAAAGCUGCGAAGAUGGGUGAUGUCUAUUCUUUCGUUGGCAGUGUCGAUGGUCGAAGUGGUGUGGACGAGUCGAUGAGCUACCGGCCCGACGUGACGACAUUCACUGGAACGCCGAAGAGUUUUAGUCAACGAUUUAUGAUGGAGGAGUUUGAGGAGUCGCAACGAAAAUCACCGACCAAUGGUGCGAGAGGCUGA
Molecule: messenger RNA, 2013 nt
Organism: Truncatella angustata
Lineage: Eukaryota; Fungi; Ascomycota; Sordariomycetes; Amphisphaeriales; Sporocadaceae
Exons: 1
Coding region: 1-2013 (670 amino acids)
Source: RefSeq, a predicted model, not a curated record